Messenger RNA from Xiphias gladius (swordfish), 6345 nucleotides. RefSeq names its product sodium channel, voltage-gated, type IV, alpha, a (gene scn4aa). Gene Ontology annotation, molecular function: calcium ion binding; voltage-gated sodium channel activity; protein binding. Gene Ontology annotation, biological process: neuronal action potential; membrane depolarization during action potential; sodium ion transmembrane transport. Lineage: Eukaryota; Metazoa; Chordata; Actinopteri; Istiophoriformes; Xiphiidae. Gene Ontology annotation, cellular component: axon; voltage-gated sodium channel complex; plasma membrane. The transcript is spliced from 26 exons. The coding region runs from base 1 to 5688 and encodes 1895 amino acids. The record is from RefSeq and is a predicted model, not a curated record.
AUGGCGACCCUGCUCCCUCCCCCAGGCACCUAUGCGUUCCACCCCUUCACCCGGGAAUCGCUGGCGGAGAUCGAGAGGCUCCAGGGGGAAAGAAAAAAGGCCCCGGAAGUAGCGGGGCAAGAGGAGGACGAGCCGGCGGGCCCGAACGUUGACCUGGAGGCGGGCAAGAGCCUGCCCAUGAUCUACGGAGACCCUCCGCCAGAGAUGCUCAACACACCCCUGGAGGACCUGGACCCGUUCUACGGAGCACAGAAAACGUUCAUCGUGAUCAGCAAAGGAAACACCAUCUACAGGUUCAACGCCGAACCAGCCUGCUACAUUCUGAGCCCCUUUAGCUCGGUCAGGAGAGGAGCCAUCAAAAUUCUCAUACAUUCAUUAUUUAGCAUGUUCAUCAUGAUUACGAUUCUGUCGAAUUGUGUAUUCAUGACGAUGAGCAACCCACCAGCAUGGAGUAAAACUGUUGAGUACGUUUUUACUGGUAUUUAUACCUUUGAGGCCACAGUCAAAGUGCUGUCCAGAGGUUUCUGUUUUGGAUCUUUUACAUUCCUUCGCGAUCCGUGGAACUGGCUGGAUUUCAUGGUGAUCAGCAUGGCAUACGUCACUGAGUUUGUUGACCUCGGCAAUGUGUCAGCCCUCAGGACAUUUCGUGUACUUCGAGCCCUUAAAACAAUUACUGUGAUUCCUGGUUUGAAAACCAUCGUGGCCGCUUUGAUCCAGUCAGUGAAGAAAAUGGUGGAUGUCAUGAUUCUGACUGUCUUUGCUCUCGCGGUUUUUGCCCUCGUUGGCCUUCAGCUUUUCAUGGGAAACCUGCGUCACAAGUGUGUGCGAUGGCCCAUUGAAACAAAUGAAACUUCAUUUGAGUUUUUGAACGCCACGUCACUGUUCAGUGACGCCGCGUCCUUCAACGACACCUUGGGCGUCAAUCACACAACAUAUUCCAACAGUACCUUCAAUUUUAUGGAAUAUAUUGAAAACGCAGAGAAUCACUAUUUUUUGGAAGGCAGCCAAGAUGCUCUACUUUGCGGAAACAGCUCUGAUGCUGGAAAGUGCCCCGAAGGAUUCACAUGCAUGAAGGCUGGCAGGAACCCCAACUUCGGCUACACCAGCUUUGACUCUUUUGGCUGGGCCUUCCUGGCCCUCUUCAGACUCAUGACCCAGGACUACUGGGAGAACCUUUUCCAGCUGAUCCUGCGGGCGGCUGGUAAGACGUACAUGCUGUUCUUUGUGGUGGUUAUCUUUCUGGGCUCCUUCUACCUCAUCAACCUCAUCCUGGCUGUGGUAGCCAUGGCUUAUGAUGAGCAGAACCAGGCGUCUCAGCGAGAGGCCAUAGAGAAAGAGGAGGAGUUCCAGCGGCUACUGGAGAAACUCAAGAAUCAAGAACAGGCUCAAAUUCUUGGGAGCCGAGUCACUCUUACCAGUAAGAAGUCGCUCAGUCAUCACACAUCGUCCGAGUUGGCGGACGAGGAAGGGAGUCUCGAGCACGACGAAACUGUCAAGGAUUGUAAUGGGAGAGUCAUUCCCCGCCUGUUGGUCAGAGCGCCCACCAUGCAUGAGUCUGCUGCAGAUUAUGAACUCAGGGAGAAGUCGCUAGGCUCUGUGCACAGCAUGCUUCAUCUGGACGAAACAGGCCUGACACAGAGAUCUGCUAGUGCUAUGACUGUGCUCACUGCAGCUGCUAUGGAAGAGUUGGAUGAGUCUCAGAGACCGUGCCCACCCGGCUGGUACAAGUUUGCCGAGAUGUUCCUGAAGUGGGAAUGCUGCACGUCCUGGGUGGUCUUUAAAAAGUGGAUGUACUUUGUGGUGAUGGACCCUUUUGUCGACUUGGCCAUCACCAUCUGCAUCGUGCUCAACACCCUCUUCAUGGCCAUGGAGCACUACCCCAUGACCCCGGAAUUCGACUACAUGCUCUCAGUGGGGAAUCUGGUUUUCACUGGGAUCUUCACGGCGGAAAUGUUCUUCAAGCUCAUUGCCAUGGAUCCGUACUAUUACUUUCAAGCCGGCUGGAACAUUUUCGACAGCAUCAUUGUGACUCUCAGUCUAGUGGAGUUGGGGCUGGCGAAUGUCCAGGGGCUCUCUGUCCUGAGGUCUUUCCGUCUGCUUCGUGUCUUCAAAUUAGCCAAAUCCUGGCCCACGCUCAACAUGCUGAUCAAGAUCAUUGGUAACUCGGUAGGAGCUUUAGGAAACCUGACUCUGGUGCUGGCCAUCAUUGUCUUCAUCUUCGCCGUGGUGGGCAUGCAGCUCUUUGGCAAGAGCUACAAGGACUGCGUGUGCAAGAUCUCCUUGGACUGCGAGCUUCCACGCUGGCACAUGAACGACUUCUUCCACUCGUUCCUCAUCGUGUUCCGCAUCCUGUGCGGGGAGUGGAUCGAGACCAUGUGGGACUGCAUGGAGGUGGCCGGAGCUGGGAUGUGUUUAGUUGUCUUCAUGAUGGUCAUGGUCAUUGGAAAUCUAGUGGUGCUGAACCUCUUCCUGGCCCUGCUGCUCAGCUCGUUCAGCGGAGACAACCUCUCAGCGGGGGACGAUGACGGAGAGAUGAACAACCUCCAGAUUGCCAUCGGCAGGAUCACACGGGGCGUCGACUGGUUCAAGACGUUCGUCGUUCGAAUGCUCCUGCAGAUUCUCGGCAGGAAACCCCAGGAGCCUGAUGAGGGUCCGGUGGACGGCACGGACCCUAAAACGGAGGGAAUUGAAAUGAACCACUUGGACACCAGUCAGAAUUUCAAAAUGGCAGAUGGUAUAUCUAAUUGCUUAGUUGAAGGCCAGCCUUCUGGAUUUAUUGUGGAUGGAGAGUUCAGUCUCAGUGUGCCAAUCGCCCAAGGAGAGUCAGACUUUGAAAACCUCGACGAGGAUGAUGAAGAUGAUGACGAUGCUCAUGGCUCAAAGGUUUUAGAUGAAAAGAAUAACCACCAGAACCCAGAAAACCCAGAAGGUGAAAGUGGUAUGCCGAGACUUGUCAAACUGAUGGGUGCUUUGAGUGACGGGGAUUCUUCAGUAUGCAGCACAGUGGACUACCAGCCACCUGACCCGGAAGCAGAAGAAAUGGAGGAAGAAGAGCCAGACCCAGUGGAGCCAGAGGCCUGCUUCACUGACAACUGUGUGAGGCGCUGGCCGUGUCUGACUGUGGACAUCACCCAAGGUAAAGGCAAGAAAUGGUGGAACCUCCGUAGGACUUGCUUCACUAUUGUGGAGCAUGACUGGUUUGAAACCUUCAUAAUCUUUAUGAUCCUGCUCAGCAGCGGAGCCCUGGCCUUUGAAGACAUAUACAUAGAAAGACGCCGAACCAUCAAAAUUGUCCUGGAGUUUGCUGACAAAGUUUUCACCUACGUCUUUGUCAUCGAGAUGCUCCUUAAAUGGGUGGCGUAUGGCUUCAAGACCUACUUCACCAACGCCUGGUGUUGGUUAGACUUUUUCAUUGUAGAUAUUUCCCUGAUUAGUUUAGUUGCCAACUGGCUGGGCUACUCUGACCUUGGACCAAUCAAAUCCCUCAGAACCCUCAGGGCGUUAAGGCCUCUCCGAGCGUUGUCGAGAUUUGAAGGGAUGAGGGUGGUGGUGAACGCUCUUAUUGGGGCGAUUCCCUCCAUCUUCAACGUGCUUCUGGUGUGUUUGAUCUUCUGGCUCAUCUUCAGCAUCAUGGGAGUCAACCUGUUCGCCGGCAAGUUCUACCGCUGCAUCAACACCACCACAGAGGAGCUUUUCCCCAUCACUGAGGUCAACAACAGGAGCGACUGCAUGGCCAUCAAAGAAGCCACGCAGGAGGCUCGCUGGGUCAACGUCAAAGUCAACUAUGACAAUGUUGGAAAAGGCUACCUGUCCCUGCUUCAAGUGGCGACUUUUAAAGGUUGGAUGGACAUCAUGUAUGCUGCUGUUGACUCAAGAGAGGUAGAGGAGCAACCUUCUUAUGAGAUCAACCUCUACAUGUACGUGUACUUUGUCAUCUUCAUCAUCUUUGGCUCUUUCUUCACACUCAACCUCUUCAUUGGUGUCAUCAUUGACAAUUUCAACCAACAAAAGAAAAAGUUUGGAGAUAAAGACAUAUUUAUGACCGAGGAACAAAAAAAAUACUACGAGGCCAUGAAGAAACUUGGCUCCAAGAAGCCACAGAAGCCAAUUCCACGUCCGACAAACCCAAUCCAGGGCAUGGUGUUUGACUUCAUCAGUCAGCAGUUCUUUGACAUCUUCAUCAUGGUGCUCAUCUGCCUCAACAUGGUGACCAUGAUGGUGGAGACGGACGAUCAGAGUGCAGAGAAGGAGGAUUUCCUCUUUAAAGUAAACGUGGCUUUCAUCGUUGUCUUCACCGCAGAGUGUACGUUGAAGCUCGUUGCCCUGCGACAGUACUUCUUCACCAAUGGAUGGAACAUUUUUGAUUUUGUUGUGGUCAUCUUGUCAAUAGCUGGUACGAUGCUCUCAGACCUAAUUGAGAAGUACUUUGUGUCACCAACUCUGUUUAGAGUGAUCAGACUGGCCAGAAUAGGCAGGAUUCUACGUCUCAUUAAAGGAGCUAAGGGCAUUCGGACGCUUCUCUUCGCUCUGAUGAUGUCACUUCCUGCCCUGUUCAAUAUCGGUCUCCUGCUCUUCCUCAUCAUGUUCAUCUUCUCCAUAUUUGGCAUGUCAAACUUUGCCUAUGUCAAAAAGGAGGCUGGAAUCGAUGACAUAUUCAACUUUGAGACAUUUGGUAAUAGCAUUAUCUGCUUGUUUCAGAUUACAACGUCAGCAGGCUGGGAUGGGCUUUUACUUCCAAUGCUGAACAGGGAGUCUCCAGACUGUGAUCCAAACUUUGAGAACCCAGGCACGGACGUAAGGGGUAACUGUGGCAGCCCGGUUAUUGGCAUGAUUUUCUUCUGCAGCUACAUCAUCAUCUCAUUCUUAGUGGUAGUCAACAUGUACAUCGCCAUCAUCUUAGAGAACUUCAAUGUGGCGCAGGAGGAGAGCAGCGACGCGCUCUGUGAGGAAGACUUUGAGAUGUUCAAUGAGACUUGGGAGAAGUUUGAUUUAGAUGGAACUCAGUUCAUAGAGUAUAGCCAGCUCUCAGAUUUUUGUGAUGCCUUGCAGGAGCCGCUUAGGGUGGCCAAGCCCAACCGGCUUCGCCUGAUUGAAAUGAAUCUGCCCCUGGUCAUUGGGGACAGGAUCCACUGCCUGGACGUCUUGUCGGCCGUCACACAGAUUGUCUUGGGAGACACAGUGGAGAUGGCAGCGAUGCGGGAGAGCAUCGAGGCUAAGUUCAUCCUGAACAACCCCACCUCAGACUCCUUUGCACCCAUUACCACAACGGUACGCCACAAAGAAGAGCAGAGGGCCGCUGUGGUCAUUCAGAGGGCUUACCGCAACCACCUGCUGAAACGCUGCAUACGCCACGCCGCUUUUAUGCAGCGCUUUAGCAGGAUGGGUAGAAUGGACGAGGAUCCACCAGAAAAAGAGGGGCUGCUCGCACGGAAGUUGGGAGUGCUCUAUGGGAGCAAUGUGGACCUGGCAGAGGAGAUGGAGCGGGCUGCUUUAGAAACUCUAGCAAGCCAGGCGCCUCCUAACGUUGAGACAUUGUCCCAUUACCCAGGGGCCCAGUGUGUUCCAGUAUCCCCUGAGCCAAACAUCAUGGUUGUACCCGUAGAAAUUACUAAUGAGGUUUUAUUACAUUCUGCCCCCAACCAACACCUCUUGGCCCUACAGGCAAACCUGAGAGAGUCAGUCGUAUAACAAACAGCACAAAAUAAUUAAUUAUGUCUUCCCCCUUUUGUUUUUUGUUUUUUGUUUGUUUGUUUUUUUUACCAGUCAAGGGAGUAGUGUUAAUUAAGUCUCACUAAUGAUGCAGAUUUUUCCACAUUAGAUGAAGAGGUUACACAGUGCUAAUGAAAUUUUUUUAACUGCGCCUUUCGAUAAUUAAACUCAACAAACAAUUCCUGUUUUUUCGUGCAACAUUUAAGUGCCUUUUUGGGUUUAAAAGUGGAACUGGAGUGCGUGGUUUUCUCUGAUAAUAGCCAUAUAGACAUCAGCAACUAUAAACACUAUUAAUGCUAAGUGGGAAGGAUAGGUAAAUAACUUAAAAUCAGCAUCACUCUGUGCAAUGUUAAAUAAGAUUUAAUUUGCUGCAAAAACAGACAAAAAUGAAUAUGCUCAAACAUUGAAUCACCGGUUGUCUGUGUUUAAUGUUAGUCCCAUUGUACCCUCUUUUCUGUGUCUGUGAUGCUUUUUCUUUGUUUCAUUUUGGAGGUAAAUUGUACUUGUAAUUGAUAUCUCCAAAUUAAGGGCACACGUAGAUAUGAUUUCUCAGGAUUUAAAUGAACACUGGCUUUCAGAGAACUGCAAGACGUGCAGUUUUUCUUUGCACUCACUGCCAGCCAUUAAAAAAAAAAA